Meloidogyne enterolobii is the source of this 550-nucleotide messenger RNA. The record is from the annotation of a GenBank genome assembly. Lineage: Eukaryota; Metazoa; Nematoda; Chromadorea; Rhabditida; Meloidogynidae.
UGUAAUGGCUUAUUCAGAGCCAAGUAGUAAAUGCUCUUAUGAAAUAGAUUUUAAUUGGAUUGAGUACCCUCAUGGAGCUUUUCACGAUUGUAUUGGCGGUGAUAUGCAGACAGUUUUCCCAAAUAAGGCAGCAAAUGAUAUAAUAUUCUUUUUCUUCCAUUGUCAUAUUAAUAAAAUUUUUGUAGAUUGGCGUCUAACUAGACAAACCCGUUCCCAACGGGAAAAUGUUUAUCCAGCCGAUCUUGCUGAUUGUGAAAACCCCGCACACUUUAGAAAUGCGACGAUGUCACAAUUUGCUGUAAAUCAAAUAAAAAUUAUUUUUUUGAAUUUUAUUAUAUUAUUUAAGCCGUUUAAAAAUAUCGAUGGACUUAAAAAUGAUUAUACUGACAAUAUGUACGAAUACGUAGAUAAACCUAAUUGUACUGCUACUACAGACUGUGGCUCUAGAUUUUUGUUCUGCGAUCGUUCUACUGAUGCUCCUCGUUGUCUUUCGAAGGUCCGUCCUGGCGGAAAUUGCAAAGGCUUCCCUAACGGUGAGUUUAAAAAUUAG